This is a messenger RNA of Microsporum canis CBS 113480, 3021 nucleotides long. RefSeq names its product calcium-transporting ATPase 3. Gene Ontology annotation, cellular component: plasma membrane. The record is from RefSeq and is a predicted model, not a curated record. NCBI's taxonomy places the organism in Eukaryota, Fungi, Ascomycota, Eurotiomycetes, Onygenales, Arthrodermataceae. The transcript has 4 exons. Gene Ontology annotation, molecular function: ATP hydrolysis activity; ATP binding; P-type calcium transporter activity. Gene Ontology annotation, biological process: calcium ion transmembrane transport; intracellular calcium ion homeostasis. Bases 1 to 3021 code for a protein of 1006 amino acids.
AUGCCUUCCAAUAAGGAUGGCACAAAGCAAGAAUAUGAGCAGCAUCCCUUUUUGCUCUCUAUCAACCGCCUCUCUCAGGAGCUGGGGACCAACCUCGACACCGGUCUAAAUGAUGCACAGGUUAGCCAGCUUCAAGAAAGGUAUGGUGCCAAUCGCUUGUCCGGAGAAGGGGGCGUCAAGUGGUAUACCCUCCUAGGAAAACAGGUCUCAAAUGCUAUGAUAUUGGUCCUUGUCCUAGCGAUGGCCCUCUCGUAUGGUGUCUCCGAUUACAUCGAAGGCGGUGUCAUCACUGCUGUCAUUGUCAUAAACGUCCUCAUCGGGUUCUAUCAGGAGUUUAAAGCGGAGAAGAAAAUGGACUCUUUGCGAUCCCUAUCAUCCCCAUCAGCAAAUGUUAUUAGAAAUGGCAACGCAAUCACCGUCCCUUCAGGGGAAGUUGUCCCCGGUGACAUUGUUCAGAUCAAAACAGGAGACACAGUCCCUGCCGAUUUGAGGCUGUUUGAAGCCAUGAACCUUGAAUGUGACGAGAAGAUAUUAACUGGAGAGGCCGCUCCCGUUGCCAAAGAUAUUGAAUUCGAAACUAGUGGUGAUGAGAUGACCAUAGGUGUAGGUGACCGGCUCAACAUGGCGUACUCUUCCUCUACUGUCACCAAGGGCCGUGGUCGUGGAAUCAUUGUUUUUACAGGAAUGUACACAGAGAUUGGCAAAAUUGCGCAGUCUAUGCAAGGGAAGAAAAGAAAAGCCGGUCGCUCCAUGUCUUCCAAGUACGGUACCUUUCAGCCAGUGAAAGGGGGUGCCUUGCGCAUCUGGGAUGCAAUCGGGAAGUUCCUUGGCCUUACAGAAGGCACUCCAUUACAAAUUAAACUGAGCAAACUUGCAUAUUCCCUUUUCGGGUGUGCGAUUUUGCUAGCCAUCAUUGUGUUCGGGGUUAACAAGUUCAACGUAACGGAUGAAGUUGCUAUAUAUGCAAUCUCCACUGCAGGUUUAAAAUUUGAUGUUCCUGCCGAAAAAGAAGAGCGGGACCAACGGCGAAAGGAGGAGGUUCGCAAUGAAAAGGAGGCAGAAGAGGAGGACGAAGGAUCUGAAGGCGGAAGCCUCCCUGAAAUUACCCCCGAAUUGGCCGCCUUCCUCGAAUCUGCUGCAUUGUGUAAUCUAGCAACAGUCCGUUAUGACGAAUCGGCGAACUCCUGGCAAACUAUGGGUGAUCCGACCGAAGUUGCCUUGCAAGUGUUUGCCCAUAGGUUUGGAUUCGGCAAGAAAACACUCGAAGCUGAAUCUGGCUGGAAAUCUUUGGCCGAAUAUCCCUUUGAUAGCACCGUAAAGCGCAUGUCUGUUAUCUACAGACAUGGCCAGGAGGCCGGCACUGUGAUUUUCACAAAAGGAGCAGUUGAAAGGAUCUUGGAUCUCUGCACCUCUGUUGGAUUCGGCGAAAAGCGGGAACCGAUGACCCCUGAAUUGAAGGAACGAGUGCUCGACCAAAUGGGAUUCCUUGCUGAGCAAGGGCUCCGAGUCUUAGCAAUUGCUCAGAAGUCGGGCCCUUCAGAGUUCGAGAAGAAUAUGGAAAUCCCAAGAGACCAAGUUGAAUCUGACCUGACAUUAUUAGGAUUAGCUGGUUUAUACGAUCCGCCUAGGUUGGAAACCAAAGAUGCAGUAAAAGCAACUGCCAUAGCAAAAGAAGUAGGAAUAAUCCCACGCAAUGCGAGCACUUUAUCUGCGGCCGAGUCAGAAUCCCUUGUCAAAACGGCUGCCGAGUUUGAUAGAUUGACUGACGAAGAGAUUGAUGCAUUACCGUCUCUACCACUCGUCAUUGCUCGUUGUGCUCCAGACACAAAGACUCGAAUGAUUGCUGCUCUCCACCGCCGCGGCAGGUUUUGUGCAAUGACCGGAGACGGAGUCAACGAUGCACCUUCACUCCAAGCUGCUGACGUUGGAAUUGCCAUGGGCAUGGGUGGCUCAGAUGUUGCGAAAUCAGCAUCUGAUAUUGUCCUUACUGAUGAUAACUUUGCUAGUAUCGUCAAUGCUAUUGAGGAAGGACGACGCAUGUUUGAAAACAUUCAAAAAUUCGUCCUUCAUCUUUUAACAUCAAACAUUGGUGAGGUAGUGCUCCUUAUUAUGGGCCUGGGAUUCAAAGAUCAAAGAGGUUUUUCGGUCUUCCCUCUUUCGCCACUGCAAAUCCUAUGGAUCAACAUGUUGACCUCUUCGUUCCCUGCCUUUGGUCUUGGUCGUGAAAAGGUUUCCGCUGCGGUAAUGCAUCGUCCUCCACAUGAUACCAAGAAGGGUGUUUUCACCUGGCAAAUAGUCGUUGAUAUGAUGGUCUAUGGCGUGAUAAUGGGAGCUUGCACGCUGUUAACCUUUGUCAUCGUGGUUUACGGUGUCGGGAACGGCAUGGAAGAUCUGGGAUUCGACUGUAAUCAUGCAGCCAGCGAUAGCUGCAACGUCGUUUUCCGUGCUCGAGCGGUAGUCUUUGCCGAACUCACUUGGCUCAUUCUCAUCUCAGCUUGGGAAUUCAAGCACCUUCGCAACAGCAUGUUCAACCUUGAACCAUACCGCGAUCACAGUGACGAUACCGUACCUUUCUUCCCCUUCUUCCACGAUAUUUGGGAGAACCAGUUCCUCUUCUGGGCUGUGGUUAUUGGAGCACUCUCCGUUUUCCCAGCUGUCUACAUUCCCGGCCUGAAUACCAAGGUUUUCAAACACCAGGGUAUCAGCUGGGAAUGGGGUCUGGCUUUUGGUUCGGUAGUGAUAUUUGUUCUUGGUAUUGAGGCCUGGAAGUUCAUCAAACGCCGUACCGGAUGGUUUGCAGAGGGCGAAGAUUAUGGUGGCGUCGCAGCUAUUGGCUUCCGAAGAAGAUGGCCAAGCCACGAACUUGGUCUGCGUCAAGGCUUCUUCACCUUCGCAAAAUCUCUUACCAAAGGCAGUGAAAGGAGUAUGCCUGUGGGCCCCGAAAGCUCCAGAUCAAGUGUUAUGGGUAGAGAUAACCCUCGCCGUCUUGAUGAUGGCGGUAGAGCGAAAGAAACGGUUUGA